Molecule: messenger RNA, 2820 nt
Organism: Leguminivora glycinivorella
Lineage: Eukaryota; Metazoa; Arthropoda; Insecta; Lepidoptera; Tortricidae
Product: putative phosphatidate phosphatase
Biological process (GO): signal transduction; phospholipid metabolic process; phospholipid dephosphorylation
Molecular function (GO): phosphatidate phosphatase activity
Source: RefSeq, a predicted model, not a curated record
UUUCGUUCUUGACGUGUGUUCUGUCAAAAGUUCAAAACGCUCGCGUACACACGUCCCGAUUUCGUAACGUUCUGUGCUAGUGAAUUCAAUAUUUACCGUCGUUAUUUAAAUAAAACAGACUUGUAAUGGAUAUAAACGAUCGAAAAGUAAAUUCGCGUACGCAUUCGAUCACAAUGAAUCGUGAUUCUAAGUUUGUUUUGCGAAAAAUCACAAUGGAUUUCGCGAUUCUGUUUUGCAUUGGCUUCCUCAUCUUAGCGUUCUACUUGUGGGGCACCCCAUACAAGCGAGGUUUCUUCUGCGAUGAUGAAUCCCUCAAACAUCCGUACCGGGAGUCCACGGUCACCAACCUCAUGCUGUAUAUCGUCGGUCUAUGUCUUCCAGUUGUCACGAUGUGCCUUACCGAAUGGAUCCACCUCCGAGACCACAAAAGCGGCCGUCCGCAGCUACUGGGCAGAGAGAUCCCCACCUGGGUGUGGGAGGCCUACAGAGUUGUUGGUGUCUUCUUGUUCGGUUGCGCCUGCCAGCAGCUGACCACCGACAUCGCCAAGUACACCAUCGGGAGGCUACGGCCGCACUUCUUUGAUAUCUGUCGGCCUAAUAUAAACUGCACCGCGCCCGAGAACAAAUGGCGUUACAUCGUGGACUUCGAGUGUCUCCGCACAGAUGAACCCAAACUGAUCAAGGAGAUGAGACUGUCUUUCCCUAGCGGACAUUCUUCCUUCUCUGCGUAUACCAUGCUGUAUUUUUCGUUCUACCUCCACAAGCGCUUCACCUGGCGCGGCUCCAAGCUCCUCCGGCACGCCAUCCAAUUCGUGCUGAUCAUGCUGGCAUGGUACACCGUCAUGACCCGGGUGUCCGACUACAAGCACCACUGGAGCGAUGUGCUCGCUGGCUUCAGCAUCGGUCUACUAGUCGCUAUAAUCGUGUUCACAUUCGUCUCCAAUCUCCGCAAGACCCCCCGGAACCGGCAACCAGUGAGCCACCACGACUCGGAGCUGCAAACCAACGGCAACACCCGCUCGGCCUCCGGGUGGCGCGUUUGACAGUCCGACGACGAGUGACCGACGGUCAUCUCCCACGAGUAUUGACUUGCAAGUGUAGCUUAAUUCAACUUUUUGAUUACAGCGCCAUCUGUGUAUCCUACUUGGAACUAUGGUAACUAUAAUAAUUUGCAAAUAAACGGUAAAACUUGAUGUCAAGCUAGUGCGAAAGAAUGGUAAUUGGAGUCUACUAAAGUAAUGUUUAGGAAUAUUGAACUACAGAUGUUAAACAUGUUCGAAGUCAGUAAAAUGGUAGCUAUUGAUAUUAAGUAUCAACGCCAUCUGUAUUUAGUGAUCGGAACUACGAUGCAACUUAGUCAACUGAAGGAAAAUGAGAUCCUAAAUAUGAAUGAUUUUAGACUAAUUUGUACUGCGAGGUAGCUAAAAUGUUUUCUUGUAGCUUAAUGCAGCAUAACCUUUUAUUCAGUCUUAUAUCUAAGAGGUAGAUGGCAGCGCUAAAACAAUAUAAUAUAGGUUUAAUUUAGAUUUAAUCAGUACCUACUAUAACAAAAACUAUAUGCAAAACCUGUACAUAAUUGGUUUUAGGAACUUUUCUUUCAUCAACAUAGGGACAGCUUCUGAAAGUUAGAUUUUGUCGUAGACGUAAUAAUAAACGACUUCAUUCUUAAGUUAGUGCCUUUUUCGAAUAUAAUACAACUGAUAAGUAAUUUAAUUGUGUGUAUAAAAAGUGCGCAGAAAAUAUUGGUAUGGCUGCUUUAGAACAGAUACAGUACAAUUUAUAAAUGUCAUUUUAAAAUAUAAGUUGACUUGAUUCCAUUUUAAGGCGAUUUUUGGUUUUACUGAAGUUGAGUUAAAACUUCAAAAAUCGCCUUAUGAUUGUUUAAGCAUAUUAUACUACUUAAAGUUUUCGUGCAAUGUGUUGUUUAUAUAUUUAUACACUAUUUAUUCCUAUACAAGCUUUCAUUUCAAGUUUGUAUACAUAGGUAAUUUAAAGUACAAUUUUUUAGUUAUAAUUUUAGCGUAGUUUGUAAAUAAUUUAUUUCAAUCGGUACGAAUUUUAAGGCAUUUUAUUUUAAUGCAUUUAAUUGUUUGAAAAAUUAGACAUAUGGCACAGCUCAUUUAUUUACUUUACCAUAGAUAAAAGAGUUAUAAGUUAUAACAGACGCAAUAAGUUAAAACAUCAUUAUCUAACUUAUGUACAUAUCUCAACUAGAUGGCGUUGCACAGAGUUUUAAAAUUGACUAUAGAUCUUAUUGUCGAGACGACAAGUGUUUAUUAUUUUAAAGAUGUUUACUGUCAGUGUGAGGUGAACUGUCGCCUGCAGUAUUUCAGAUAAUAAAUGUAGCAAGCGUAGGUAGCUGUUUAAAGCGAAAAGUGUCUACGUCGAGAGAACCCGCUUGGCGGGUUGUUGACAAUGAAUAGUUAAUACAGCGCCAUCUAGCUGUCAACACAUGCGUCUAUAAGUAGUUUUAAUUACGAAUAUAUUAUUGUAGAAUAAGAUACCUCUGGUCUAGAAGACUCGGGGCAUGUAUUUGAUACUGUGAUAUAGACAUGUAAAAAUAUUGCAGACUGGUGAGCAGUGUAAACGCUUAUGAUGUGGGAAAUUUAGUCAAUAUGUAGUUGUUUAUCGUAUUGGAAAGUUCUAUCACUGUUAUUUAUAGUGAGAAAAACAUUUAAUUCUAUUCUAUAAUGAAUUGUUUCUUUAUAUUAUCUUCAUUUGGGCCAUUCUUUUCAAAGUUUUCCACCCCACUUUUUUGUAAUUAGGGUAUUUUUUGAGCGUCAUACUCAGAAACGGAAGGUUGUUCGAUACUGACAGGAG